CGAAGGUAGAGUCACUGAAGCAUUUGCACCGGGACCGUUAUAUUGUCAUCAAACCACCUGUUAUAGGGAGGGAGGCCUCUGUAACGCCAUCCCUCCCACAAAAUAGUAUGGGACGGAGUUUCUUUGGAGUACGCUAAACGUGAUAAGACAGUGUGCCCUAGAGUUAACUGACGCAUGCGAGCCAGCAAGUUGACAGACAUAACAAAACUUGCGUCAACAGGGGACAGUCCUAGUAGGAAUUACGGACGUUGAGUAGAUAGCUGGUCCUGCAAAAUGAAAUUCGCGGAGCACCUUUCGUCCCAUAUUACUCCGGAAUGGAGGAAACAGUACCUUCAAUAUGAGGCUUUCAAGGAUAUGCUGUAUGCGGCCCAGGACCAGGCCCCAUCCAUAGAAGUUACAGAUGAAGACACUGUCAAGAGAUACUACGCCAAGUUUGAGGAGAGGUUUUUUCAGAAUUGUGAGAAGGAGCUUUUGAAGAUCAACACAUUUUAUUCAGAGAAACUUGCGGAAGCCCAGAGGCGUUUUGCCACCCUGCAGAAUGAGCUGCAGUCGUCUCUGGAUGCGCAGCGUGAGAGCAAUGCGCCAGGUCUGCGGAAACGCAAGACAGUGUUCCACCUGUCCCAGGAGGAACGCUGCAAACACCGCAACAUCAAGGACCUACAGCUGGCCUUCUCCGAGUUCUACCUCAGCCUCAUCCUACUGCAGAACUACCAGAAUCUGAACUUCACAGGCUUCCGUAAGAUCCUGAAGAAGCAUGAUAAGAUCCUGGAGACUCCCCGUGGGGCUGACUGGCGCGUGGCCCAUGUGGAGGUGGCCCCCUUCUACACUUGUAAGAAGAUCACCCAGCUCAUUUCUGAGACUGAGGCUGUGGUGACGACAGAGCUGGAGGGAGGGGACCGUCAGAAGGCAAUGAAGAGGCUGAGAGUGCCUCCACUGGGGGCAGCACAGCCUGCUCUAGCCUGGACUACCUUCCGCGUUGGCCUCUACUGUGGGGUCUUCAUCGUCCUCUCUAUCUCCUUCAUCCUCAGUGGUGCUGUACUCAUCCGGUAUGAGAACGUGUGGCCUCUGGUGCGUAUCUACCGUGGUGGCUUCCUGCUGAUCGAGUUCCUCUUCCUGUUGGGCAUUAACACGUACGGCUGGCGCCAGGCGGGGGUCAACCACGUGCUCAUCUUUGAGCUGAACCCUCGCAGCAACCUCUCCCACCAGCACCUGUUUGAGAUUGCAGGGUUCCUGGGGGUGCUGUGGUGUAUGAGCAUCCUGUCCUGUCUGUACUCUGAGUACACCAUGCUGCCCAUGCAGGUCAACCCCCUCAUCCUCUACGGCUUCAUGCUCCUCUUCCUCAUCAACCCCUUCAAGACUGGCUACUACAAGUCCCGCUUCUGGCUGCUCAAACUGCUGUUCCGUGUGUUCACGGCGCCGUUCCAUCGCGUGGAGUUUGCAGACUUCUGGCUGGCCGACCAGCUCAACUCUCUGGUGAUUGUACUGAUGGACCUGGAGUAUCUCAUCUGCUUCUACAGCUUUGAGCUCAAAUGGACCGACCGCAAAGGCCUCCUGCCCAUGUUCAACAGUGAUUACACAUGCCACAGUUACUCCUACGGUCUACGUGCCAUUAUCCAGUGUCUGCCUGCUUGGUUCCGUUUCGUGCAGUGCCUCCGUCGGUACCGAGACACCAAGCGAGCUUUCCCCCACCUGGUCAACGCUGGCAAAUACUCCACCACCUUCUUUGUGGUCACCUUCGCUGCACUCUACAGCACCCACAAAGAACAAAAGCAUUCCGAUGCAGACAUGUUCUUCUACCUGCUGAUGGUGUUCUCAGCCGUCAGCUCCCUGUACACUCUGAUCUGGGACCUGAAGAUGGACUGGGGCCUGUUUGACCGUGGAGCAGGGGAGAACACCUUCCUUAGGGAGGAGAUUGUCUACCCACAGAAAGCAUACUACUACUGUGCCAUCAUAGAGGACGUGAUCCUGCGUUUCGCCUGGACCAUCCAGAUCUCCCUCACCACCAUGACCAACAUCCCCUCUGUGGGAGACAUUGUGGCCACCGUUCUGGCUCCUCUAGAGGUGUUCAGGCGUUUUGUCUGGAACUUCUUCCGUCUGGAGAAUGAGCACCUGAAUAACUGUGGUGAGUUCCGUGCCGUGAGGGACAUCUCGGUGGCUCCGCUGAACGCUGACGACCAGACGCUGCUGGAGCAGAUGAUGGACCAGGAGGACGGAGUCAGGAACCGUCAGGGCAAGAAGAGCUGGAAACGCAGCUACAGCCUGUCCCUGCGGCGCCCCCUGCUGUCCUCUCAAUCAUCCAAGAAGGACACCAAGGUGUUGAUUGAGGACACAGAUGAUGAGGCCUUCAGCUGAGCCCAAAGCACCAGCUCUACAACCCCAAUGAUCACUCCAUCACAGAGCUGCCUCACACACACACACACACCACACACACACACACACACACAUACACACAUAUAUACAGACACCACACACACACACACAUACACACACGCACAGGCAGACACAGAUAGACACACAGGAAGACACAGGUAGACACGCAGGCAGACACAGGCAGACACAGAUAGACACACAGGCAGACACAGAUAGACACACAGGCAGACACAGAUAGACACACAGGCAGACACAGGUAGACACGCAGGCAGACACAGGUAGACACGCAGGCAGACACAGGUAGACACGCAGGCAGACACAGGUAGACACGCAGGCAGACACAGGUAGACACGCAGGCAGACACAGGUAGACACGCAGGCAGACACAGGUAGACACGCAGGCAGACACAGGUAGACACGCAGGCAGACACAGGUAGACACGCAGGCAGACACAGGUAGACACGCAGGCAGACACAGGUAGACACGCAGGCAGACACAGGCAGACACAGGUAGACACAGGUAGACACGCAGGCAGACACAGGUAGACACGCAGGCAGACACAGGUAGACACGCAGGCAGACACAGGUAGACACGCAGGCAGACACAGGUAGACACGCAGGCAGACACAGGUAGACACGCAGGCAGACACAGGUAGACACGCAGGCAGACACAGGUAGACACGCAGGCAGACACGCAGGCAGACACAGGUAGACACGCAGGCAGACACAGGUAGACAUGCAGGCAGACACAGGUAGACAUGCAGGCAGACACAGGUAGACAUGAAACAUACACACUAAUACAUAUAGACAUACAAAGAAACACACAAUAAUUCAGUGACACACAAACAGAUUAAUUUAUUCAAGCACAAUCUCAGUAUAUGAUAUUGGUAUAGAUGAGAUGGGAUUACACACACACACACACACACACACACACACACACACACACACACACACACACACACACACACACACACACACACACACACACACACAGUUUUGAGUUCUUCAGACAAAGAGGGAUACACACAGGAACAUAUUUAGAAAACCCACCAAGCACUGGGAUUUACUGGGAGUACUUUAAUUUUUUUAACGGACUUUAUGUUGAUACUUUUUUGUUUGUAUAUUUGUUUUUGUAGUUCUUUGCCAUUUUUGGAGAUGUAUUAGAGAACAACCGACUGUUUACAUGCAUUUAUUAUAUUAGGAUGAACAGGGAGAAGAAAUAUUUAUCAAAAAGACUAAUAAUAAUAAGAAGCCUGAGCAUGGACUCUGGAUCGCAACAUUUACCACAGCAUAUCAACAACAUCAACUGGUUUCAACCUGUUGCUUCUUUUUCUACUCCACUUACUGGGUUGAUUUUGUUUAUUGAGUUGUAAUAAUAAAGUCAGUGUAAAACCCUGGCGGCACUUGCAGGAAAAGUGCAUUUAAUACAAACAAACAAAAACAACUUGUACAAAAAUAUAAUUUAAACAUAUUUUAGUCUGUGAAAGUUGCUUUGUAUAUUUGUUCAUGUGCACUAUUAUGUACUCCAUGUAUUAUUUAGAAGAAUGAGAAUAGCUCAAGCAUAUGUGCAAUGAUAUGUAUGUGUUUCUCAAUGGUGGGAAUGUUGAAUUAGACUUGUGCCAUGUUUUCUAAAAGCUACUGUUUCCGUAGAAGACUAAGAACACUUCAGGUGGCUCAUUCUCCCUCUCAUAUAAACUUUUCCCACAGAUCAGUUAGCCAGCCCAUGUUACAACUUCAAAGUUUUGCAAAAACAAACAAGUCAAUUAUCUAAUUGGCUUUAGUUCAAGUGCCCUACAUGUUCAUAACUGUACUUUGCUUUUCUGCUAAAGCGUUAUUUUAAUGAAUGUUGUUCACUGGCGUAGCAUCAAUCAUCUAGCUAGCCUGAGAAGAAUAGUCUGUUUGUUCUACUGAGAUGUCUGAGAGUCUCGUGCAUUUCUCUACCCUUUUAAGAAUACUAUCCCAUUCUCUCUUUUUAUUGCUCAACAACUAAAACAGCACUGUGACCAUUUUCGAUUGCAGUGUUUUCUACUGAUUGUGUGGGGCACUUUGUAUUUUCUCUGUUCUACUUUCUCAGAAGCAGUGGAGCGAGAUCAGCUGACAGUGAUCAGGGUUUUCCACUGAGGUUCCUCUGACUGUAAUAUCGCCAAGUAGAUCAUGUGGCAUCUUCACAGGAUAUUGAUUUCGUCUGCUGAGAUGGGUUUUCCAUGGGAGGGAUGCCCUGGCUAAACAGGAGAUCCUCAUCUGUCAUGUCUGCUAGCACUUUCACUAUCCAAAUAACAGUCCACACCCUGAUCUGCCAUUCUUCCUCUGAAAUAUCUAUGAACUUUACAACAAAGCUACUGCAUCACCUGUUUUGAAUAUAGAAUGCAUGCGUCAUGUACAGUAUCAUAGGUCCUGGGACUCUGCGUGUGUCAGGGUUUUUGGUGGUAGGGUUUGUCAGGCCUGUUGACUAGAAAAGGGACCAAGUGAGCGAGUCGUAUACCUGCUGUGUCAAGUGAUCUUUAAUCCUGGAAAGACUAUGCUGUGAAACAGUAGUUCUCAGAUCAGAUAGCCGUGAUUAAAUAGGCCCGUCCUCCUUGGGUUGUAGGGCCUGCAGUAUUUACUCUGUUGUUUAGGACUGGGUUAGCUCACAGUUUCAAGUCUCAGUGCCCAAAAAUUAUGUUGAAGGUGAAGUUGAUUUAUCAAUGAUCAACUCAUUCUACAGUACAUGUCUGUUUCUCAUGCUUUUAUGGCAACGCACUCAUCAACACAACUCAUGAUUUUGCUUUAAUAUAUGUUCCUUGAUUAACAUUGGUACUUUUUAUUACUUGGUUUCGCCAAGAAAAAGAACCCCAUGGAAAUUGUUCAACUGGCAUCCAUUGUUGGCGCUCUUUUUGUUUGUUCAUUUUGUUACAUGCACGCUUUACUUAUAUCAUUUUCAAGCACAAUCUAUCGGCUGUAACUUUGAAGCGGGUAAGCCCCUUAUCCGUGGACCUCGUGGCUUUUCAAGGGAAGGAUAAGUGUGUGUUGUUGACUGCUUUCUCCCCACUCACUGUGUGUGACAGCCUCUCUCUUUCACCCUGGGGCUCAACUGUGUUUACACAAUGCAGUAGUUGAUGUACAGUGUUGAUGUGUCGAUCAAUCAGCAUGAGCUUGUCUUGCCUUUCUCUUAGCUUUUCUUAUUUAUUUAGACUGUUGACACGUCUAAUGAGAAAUGACAGUUGGGGUCCCAGCACGAAAUAUUUGUUUAAAUUGCAAAGUUCAUAGGCUACAAAAUGUUGUAAAUGUGUAAUAGCACCAUCAACAACAAGAAAUACACACAAUGUCGUGUGCCUUUGAGAUAGAUUUCUUCCAUUACUGUGGUGAUGAUGCACUUAGACAUAUGGCAAUUAUGGCUGUGCAAUGAAGUCUGGUAGUGAUAGAAACCACUAUCACAAAACACACAAUUAAAUUAUCUAACUACUGAUUGUGUCUUCUUUGUUGGAAGAAUAGUUGCUUCCACUUUCUUUCCACACUCACGACAAAUAUGGAACAGGCUAGUCAACCAGUCUUUCCACCAGAGAGCACCCUGCUGCAAGGUUGCCUUUGGCAUUUCAGUCCUUUUGAAGUGAUGGAGAGCUCUUCUACCUCCCAAAACACACACAGAUACACACACACACUCUGUUUAAUCUAGUCUAAAACUUUAACACUGUCCUGUUUUGUCAGAGACCACAAACUUCUCCCUCCCACCUUCAUGAGAUUGUUUAAGUAUCACUCUGACAAUUGUCUUGCCUGCAUGCUGCUUUUGUUUUCCAUUGUACAUAUCUGAAUGAUUUAAUUAUCUGGAGAAUACUGAUUAUUCUAGCUGUACUGUUCUUCCUUGAUUACAUACAUUGUUUUUCAUUUAGCUUUAGAACAAGCAGUAUUCCAGGUAUUGAGGAGCAUUUUGAUUGUUCACAAUCCUGCAUUCUUUAAGUGUAAAACCUGUUGAAUUGUGUUUGUUAAAAAAAAGGAGAAAAAGUAGAAAGUGAACCUGGAUUGUGAUUGGCUGUAUCUUGUUGGUGUUUCCAUAUUUUUUCCUGACUCCCUCAUCCUCAGGGUUUGCGUCCAGGGCUACUGGAGGGAGGAGACUAGGGGUUGACAACCCUCAGUCAAGCGAGUGAUGACACUAACAAGAUACUAAUGGUUUCCUAAGAUGGAAGCAUUCUAAUGCAUAUGACUGCUUAGCAGUUAUUCACUAAUUUAUGUACAACUGAGCCAUUUUUAAUGUCAAGAUAUGGUUAGAAAGUGAUAACCCUUUGACAUUGAGGGUUACUUUGUAUAGGUAUUUUCUAAGACCUGAAUCAUACGCAAGCCCUGACAUCACAUUUUCUCAUGAGUAAUACCUCUCAAUGAUUUGCUGAUUUUACUGCUUGCUAAAUCCCAUGUUAUGUGCUUGAUGUCUCUGCAUAUUUACUUCCUUCUUGAUGUUGUUGUAUCCUUUCUAAAGUAGAAGACUAAUGGUGUCUAUAGUAACUACAUGGAUGUACUUUAAACGCGUUCUGAAAACUGAUAAAAAGAUCAGUUAUGUGGUUGUGUUUUAAAAAGACAAGAAAGGAAAUGUCUUACAAUAGCCCUUUUACAGAGUAGAUUGUAAAUGUUGAGUGUAUAACGCUGUACUAUGAUGGUUUUAACGAUGGUCUCAUUUGUAUUUCUGUAUACACUUUGGUGAUCCUGUCACAUCUGGGUUUUAUAAACCAAGCAUAUUUUUUUAAACUGUCGCCCUGGCUCUGGCUUUUUUAUUUUGUCCAUUCCAUAAUAAAAAUAGUGUUGUCUGUA
Molecule: messenger RNA, 7144 nt
Organism: Oncorhynchus keta (chum salmon)
Lineage: Eukaryota; Metazoa; Chordata; Actinopteri; Salmoniformes; Salmonidae
Product: xenotropic and polytropic retrovirus receptor 1 homolog
Exons: 20
Coding region: 274-2352 (692 amino acids)
Biological process (GO): phosphate ion transport; cellular response to phosphate starvation
Cellular component (GO): plasma membrane; cytoplasm; Golgi apparatus
Molecular function (GO): inositol hexakisphosphate binding
Source: RefSeq, a predicted model, not a curated record